AUGAGUCUCGCCGUCCAACAGUGCUUGCUAGAUGCGGUGGGCGGCAAUAUUUUGCUGGCCACAUUUCCAACCACACUUUUAUACCAACAACUCGACGUGAAGCCGUAUAAUCUGGAUCAUCCGGUGACUCCGGCUGCUGUCACGUUUCCCGAAACGAUCCAACAGAUCGCCAAUAUUGUUAGUUGCGCUGCGGAAGCAGAUAUCAAGGUCCAGGCCAGAAGCGGUGGUCACAGCUAUGCAAAUUACGGGAUUGGAGGCGUAGACGGCGCCAUCGUCGUCGACAUGCAAAACUUCCAGCAGUUCUCGUACGAUCCCACGACGCAUUACGCUACAAUCGGCGCCGGAACUCUGCUCGCAGAUGUAACUAACAAACUUGAUUCAGUCGGUCGAGCAAUGGCUCACGGCACCGGUCCACAAAUCGGAAUAGGGGGUCACGCGACCAUAGGGGGGCUUGGUCCAGCAUCGCGGAUGUGGGGAUCAGCAUUAGAUCAGAUUGAGUCGGCCCAGGUCGUGUUGGCAAAUUCGAGCAUCGUGACAGCUUCGGCUACAGAAAACUCGGACCUCUUCUUUGCCAUUCAAGGAGCGGGUGCGAGUUUCGGCAUCGUGACUGACUUCACUUUCCGUACGCAACCAGCACCAGGAGAGGCAGUUCAGUACCAGCUCCUUUUCAACCUCGGGGACACAGCUUCGCGAGCCGAUACUUUCAAGGCAUGGCAAAAAUUGAUAUCCGAUCCCGAUUUGCCGAGAGAGUUUGCCAGCAACGUGAUUCUCACAGAGGGAAUUCUUCUUAUCCAAGGCACUUACUUCGGCACAAAAACAGAAUUCGACGCCUUCCAGCUCGAGAGCAAGUUUCCCGCCAACCAAGGAUUCAACACCACUGUAUUCAACGACUGGCUUGGGCUGGUUGGUUAUUGGGCCGUCGACGCCGUGGAGGAUGUCGGCGGUGGGCUUCCGGUGCAUUUCUAUGCCAAAUCGUUGCCUUUCACCAAUAAAACUCUCAUACCGGAUGAUGUCGUUGAUGACUUCUUUGAGUACCUAGACACCGCAGACAAGGGCACAUUGACAUGGGUGAUCUUCCUCGAUCUUGAGGGCGGUAAAAUCAGCGAUCCACCCGUAGAUUCAUCAGCCUACUUCCACCGUGAUGCUUUGUUCUGGAUCCAAACAUAUGCCAUCGAUCUUCUCGGCCCAGUUUCCGCAACAACGAAAACCUUCUUGAACGAUAUCAACGAUAUCUUCAUAACCAAGAUGCCCAACCCACCCUAUGGUGCUUACGCGGGCUAUGUCGAUCCCGAGUUGGCCAACCCGCAAGACGAAUACUGGGGCAGUAACCUUGAGCGGCUCAUUCAGAUCAAGGCCGCAGUCGAUCCUCAGGAUGUCUUUCACAACCCCCAGAGCGUACCAGUUAAGUAG
Messenger RNA from Talaromyces rugulosus, 1410 nucleotides. RefSeq lists its product as uncharacterized. The record is from RefSeq and is a predicted model, not a curated record. Gene Ontology annotation, molecular function: FAD binding; oxidoreductase activity. NCBI's taxonomy places the organism in Eukaryota, Fungi, Ascomycota, Eurotiomycetes, Eurotiales, Trichocomaceae. Bases 1 to 1410 code for a protein of 469 amino acids. The transcript is spliced from 2 exons.